AUGCCGAAAGAUAGAAGGGUGAAUUCCUCAUCUUUUGACCAGUCUAGGGUAUCUCCUUGUGCUGGCAGCUCGAAGAUUUCUGAUCCUACCAAGUCAGGAAGAUAUUUGCCUUGUGUUGGUGAUGAAGCGGAAUGGGAAGAAGCAAGAUGCCCCAUUUGUAUGGAGCAUCCACACAAUGCUGUCCUAUUACUAUGUUCCUCCCAUGAAAAAGGCUGUCGACCAUACAUGUGUGACACAAGUUCUCGACAUUCAAAUUGCCUUGAUCAGUUUCGCAAGUCAUCUAGUGCAUCAUCACCAACUUCACUAGUGGACAGUCCACUAGAAGAUGUCUCAGCACCACGCAGACACAGAGUGGAACAACCGUUAUAUAGGUCGAUAAAUUCCCCUAAGGGACAGCAACCUGUUUGUAUCUGCCCCCUUUGCCGGGGACAGAUCAAUGGAUGGCUUGCUAUAGAGCCUGCACGGAGGUUCAUGAACUCCAAACUGAGGAGCUGUUCUUCAGAAAAUUGUAACUUCAGUGGAAAUUAUUCUGAGCUAAGGAAGCAUGCCAGGCUUGAGCAUCCCUCUGUUCGGCCAUCAGAAGCCAACACCCAGCGGCAAUCUGAAUGGAUGAUGUUGGAGCGACAAAGGGACCUUGAGGAUGCACUUAGUGCAUACCAGCCAGAUUUUGAAUAUGACUUGGGUGACUUGGACGAAUUGCCCAUCUGGGAUGAAGAUGAUCUGAGGAGUGAUUGGAAUCUUUUUGACUUCCCUAGUGGACUGUCGGAGGACGAGGAUGAACUGAGUGAAGACAACAAUAGAUUUACAGAUCUAGAGAUUGAGUUCUCUUUCUCAUUCCUUGAAUAUCUAGCUUAUCCUGAGAUAGAAGUGACUGAUUCUGGCACUGCAACAAGUAAUGACAGAGUGAGUGACAGGAGACAGAUGAAUUUAAGGUCAAGUGAUCCCAGUGGAAACGGCUCAACGGGUUCAAGGUCUAGAUCAAAUCAUCAUAGGGGAAAUGUUCCCCCAAGUUCAAGGUCAAGUUAUAAUGAUGGAAAUGCCCUGGCAAGUUCAAGAUCAACUUAUCUCAGGAGAUACACUCCAACAAGGUCGAGUUCAAGGUCGGGGUCAAGGUCAAGGUCAAGUUAUCAUAGGGCAAACAGACCCCCUGUGAGACAGAAUGCAUCAGGAAGGCAAAUGCCCGGCUCUUCUUCACAAUGGCACCAGUCAAGCCGGAGAUCCUGA
Fraxinus pennsylvanica is the source of this 1224-nucleotide messenger RNA. Lineage: Eukaryota; Viridiplantae; Streptophyta; Magnoliopsida; Lamiales; Oleaceae. The record is from the annotation of a GenBank genome assembly.